Molecule: messenger RNA, 1627 nt
Organism: Alosa alosa (allis shad)
Lineage: Eukaryota; Metazoa; Chordata; Actinopteri; Clupeiformes; Clupeidae
Gene: rwdd4
Product: RWD domain containing 4
Exons: 8
Coding region: 174-734 (186 amino acids)
Molecular function (GO): protein binding
Source: RefSeq, a predicted model, not a curated record
AGUUCAGUGGCUUGCGUUUACAUCAUGGUGACUGACGUUACGGGAGCGCCUUUGUGUAGAAGUAAAGAACUUCUUCUACUUCAAGUAUGACGGGUUGACACAGUGAUACUAAUAAUUGUAGGGAUCUUUGACAAGCGGUGUUUGUCUGGUUUGGUUGUUUGAAUAGAAAAACAAUGUCUGCCAAUGAAGAUCAAGAGAUGGAGCUGGAAGCUCUUCGUUCUAUAUAUGAAGGGGAUGAGUGUUUCAAGGAACUCAGUCCGACGACUUUCCAGUUUAGAAUAGGAGAUCACGAAGACCCCAAAGCUUUUCUUUUGGACGUUUCAUGGCCGGAGACAUAUCCUGAAACUGCCCCUCAGUUAACCUUACAAGCCUUUUUCAACAAUAGAAUAUCUCCGACCACAAAGCAGGAUAUUAUCUCUAAGCUGGAGGAGCAGGUGGAAGCUAACCUGGGCACAGCCAUGAUGUACACAUUAUUUGAAUGGGCCAAAGAAAACCAAGCAGAUCUGAUGGAGCACCACCAGCCUGUGAAGGAUGCAGCGACUCUUAACCCCAGCAAUGAAACAUCGAGUCCUGUGUGUUCAAACAAGAAGAAGGAGAAGAAAGAGCAGCUGACCAAAGCACAGAAGAGGAAGAUGAUUUCACGUACAGAUAAUAAAGGAGAGCUUCCUCGAGGUUGGAACUGGGUAGAUGUCAUCAAGCAUCUGAGCAAAACGGGAGGAGCCGCAGAGGACUAGACGAAACAGCAGACGAAUGGAAGGAGGCAGAGAUGGGGAAAGAUUGAUGGAUAAGGUGGUGAAGAGGUCUUAAGUGGAUGAUUGGAGGACUGACGCUGUCCGUCUCGCGUUUUCUGGAGAGAGUACAGAGUGCAACGUAACCUCGACACACACGCUUCAGACAGGGUUAUUUGAGGUUCUCCAGAAGAUGGGUCUCUCUUUGCAUUGGGGGACUGUCAGACCACUACACAGAUGUUUAGCUUUUUAAGGUCAUGUGAGCGAGGGGUAGACUGAGAAGUCUGAAGCAGCUUUGCUUUUCCCUCUGCUGUCUGCUCUUGGGUGUUUUUUGCUGUGCAAUUUAGAUAAAGUUGCAGAGUGUGUGAGUGUGUGAGUGUGUGUGUGUGUGUGCGCGUGUGGAGAGAGAGUGUGUGCAUGUGUUUGUGUCUAAAAGUCUAUGAGUUGUAUCUGAGUGUGUUUGUAUCAUUUGUACAAGUUUCCUUUGCAGUAUCAUGACGAUGCCAUACAUACAAAUGUGUUGAUAGUCUAAUCGCACAGGCUGCCAGUCUCCUUAUCCAAUGGUAGAUGCCAUCCCACUCAGAACUCUCACCUACCUCAAAUGUAAAGGUGGAAGAAAAAACACAAGAUGAGUGAGAUAAACAAGGUCAAGAUCCAGACACAGAACUCAAAAGAACAAGACUAGGCCUACACGUUAAUUCUUGUUUUCAUAGAUUUCAGUGAUUGAUAAUAAUUUAAUGACGUCUGUUAUUUUAUUUAAAUUCUGGCUGGUGUGCAAUGAUUAACUAAAUGGAAACGUGCUGGAAACAGAUCUAAAAAAAAAAGGACCUUUCCCUGUAGGCUUUACACUGUAUGUGUGUGAAAGGAACACUUUUUAAAAUAAAAUACUUUAUGAUCUA